AUGCUAUACUCUCGCAGUAGCUCAACAAGACAACCCGGUCCAGUAUCGAUUAACCUGGACAAUCUCGAACAGCUGCAGGAUCGCUGGGCGAAGCAAUACGAGUCGUCCAAAUGCCCCCCUCCUCCUCCAGAGCUCAACUCACCCCGGUCACUUGCCGCCUGCAAACGUUCUGGGAUUAAUCCUUUCAAGGAUCUGCAAAAGCUAUCCCUUAUGCAGCACCUCCUGCGUCUAACGAACAAACUGCAGUUCGUCGAGGAAACGGUCGCCUCGCUUUCACAGCGGCUCGACCUGAAGAUGGCAUUGCAGACCGCCGUUCUGGCCUUCCAACACACCACAAUCGGGCUUGGUACGUCAAAGGAGAAGCUCGUCGCGUAUAUGGGCUUCUUAAAUCAGGAGGAGGUCCGUGUUGCGCGUUUAGAGGAGCUGCGGCGAGUGCGUCGUGAGAUAAUCGAGGAGGAAGCGAUGGGGUGUCGAGGCUCGCAGGAGGGUUCGGCGGCGGAUGAGAGCCCUUCCGGCGCGUUUUCACAAAUCCAACACCCAGACCGCUCGGAGGAUCACGGCAUCGUCGCUUCCGCGCAAAAAGGAGUGAACCCGUCGUUGGAUAGGUCACCCCAGACCCCUCGGGGGUUGACCGCCGGCUCGUCAAGCCUAGCAGCGGACGCCACCCUCCCAACUUACAUGGAGGUGGAUCACCAGUUCCCGUUGUCGCGGAAGCCUUACAUCCCGCGUGAUGCGAGGGCGCUGAACACUAAUUUCUUUGGCAAUCGCACUUUUAAGCCGCUCGAGGCGGUUAGCAACCCUUCCGGGGCGGCGUUGCUCUGCGCGGCGGAUGAGGCGUCGAGUUUGGGGGGGUUCCGUCCUCGACAGGGCGGCGUGCGGUCGGAAAGGGGGGUCGAGAUCGCCCGGACUUUCCCGGGCUCUGCCUCGCCUCAACCGGACGGGGAGGGGAAGAAGGACCCCACGGAAGGCCUCAGGGGUGUCCAAAAGCGGAGCGGGGUGGGAUCGACCACCUCGAGGACGGAACCAACCACCUCCUCGCCGACGUUACCUCGAGGGAAUCGCAGGCCCCCUCCCUCGGAGGAUGAAGGUUUGGUCAAGGGGACGCCCGAUGGUAGCGUAUCCGAAGCGCCCUUAGAUAAUAGUGUGAAGAAAAACACCACCUAUACACCUGUGAUUUACGGGAAGGAGUCGCAUGAGCCUUUGGUUUACUAUUGCGCGAAUCCAGAACCGCUGUUAACUUAG
Phytomonas sp. EM1 is the source of this 1242-nucleotide messenger RNA. NCBI's taxonomy places the organism in Eukaryota, Euglenozoa, Kinetoplastea, Trypanosomatida, Trypanosomatidae. The record is from the annotation of a GenBank genome assembly.